GGUCAGAGGUCACUGUGUAUAUACAAAAGGACGUGGCAUAGCUAUUUACCACACUUGGGCUGUCUUAAACCGAAGUGACAGAGAAGAUGUGUGGAAUCUUUGCCUACCUGAACUACCUUGUGCCGGCCAAGAGAGAGGAGAUCCUGAGGAUCCUGAUCAAGGGACUUCAGAGAUUGGAAUACAGGGGAUAUGAUUCAGCAGGUGUUGCUAUUGAUAGCAGCAACAAUGCUGAAGAUUCUGUUUCUGACAUUGCCAUCAUCAAGAAACGUGGCAAGGUGAAGGCACUGGAAGAAGAAAUUGCUGCUUCUACCCAAAGUUUGGAUUUUGACCGUGAAUUUAACUGCCAUAUUGGAAUUGCUCAUACUCGCUGGGCUACUCAUGGAGAACCCAGUGCUUGCAACAGUCAUCCACAAAGAUCUGAUCCCAAUAAUGAAUUUGUUGUUAUCCACAAUGGCAUCAUUACCAACUACAAGGACAUCAAAACCUUCCUGGAAAAGAAAGGCCAUGUGUUUGAGUCAGAGACAGACACUGAGACUAUUGCCAAGCUAAUUAAACACAUUUAUGAUACCAAGAAUGAGGUGAACUUCAGACAGCUGGUAGAGGCGGUCAUCCAACAGCUGGAAGGGGCAUUUUCCCUUGUCUUCAAAAGCAAGCAUUUCCCUGGGGAGUGUGUUGCCACAAGGAGAGGCAGCCCGUUGCUUAUUGGUGUUAAGACCAGAUAUAAGUUAUCUGCUGAUCAUUUCCCAGUGUGCUACAGCAAAGCUGAUCAUGACCACAGACCUAACUUGAUUCCCACUACAUCUGAACCACAAACCAGUGAUAAAACUAAUGAAAAGUCAAAAGAUGCCCGCCACUCGGAUAAAUCAACAAGCAACCUGGCUCUUCAGAGGUCUGACAGUACAACAGAGUUUCAGCCUAUUGGACCAAACCGUGAAGUGGAAUAUUUUUUUGCUUCCGAUGCCAGUGCUAUAAUAGAACACACCAACCAGGUGAUCUACCUGGAGGACGAUGACGUGGCUGCUGUCAGUGAGGGAGCUCUGUCUAUCCACAGGAUCAAGAGAUCCAUUGAUGAGUCCACUGUGAGAGAGGUGAUCACUCUCAAGAUGGAGAUUCAGCAGAUUAUGAAGGGCAGCUUCAGCAGCUUCAUGCAGAAGGAAAUCUUUGAGCAGACCGAGUCUGUUGUGAACACUAUGAGAGGACGUGUGAACUUUGAGACAAAUGAGGUAGUCCUUGGUGGCAUCAAGGACUAUAUGGGAGAGAUCAAACGUUGCAGACGUCUUCUUUUCAUUGCAUGUGGGACCAGUUAUCACAGUGCAGUUGCUACUCGCCAACUUCUGGAGGAGUUGACGGAGUUGCCAGUCAUGGUGGAGUUAGCCAGUGAUUUCCUGGACAGAAGUACACCUGUGUUCAGAGAUGACGUCUGCUUCUUUAUCAGUCAGUCAGGUGAGACUGCAGAUACUUUGAUGGCUCUGCGUUAUUGUAAGGGAAGAGGAGCUUUGAUUGUUGGUAUCACUAACACAGUGGGCAGCAGUAUUUGCCGUGAGUCUCACUGUGGUGUUCAUAUCAAUGCCGGACCAGAAAUUGGUGUGGCCAGUACUAAGGCCUACACUAGCCAGUUUAUCUCUCUGGUAAUGUUCGGUCUGAUGAUGAGUGACGACAGGCUGUCCAUGCAACAACGAAGAAAGGAAAUUAUUCAAGGAUUGCAAAAGCUUCCAGAGCAAAUCAAAGAGGUUUUGAAGACGGAUGAGAAGAUCCAUUCCCUGUCCCAAGAGCUGUACCAGCAGAAGAGUUUGUUGGUGAUGGGCCGAGGAUACAACUAUGCUACAUGCCUGGAGGGUGCACUGAAAAUCAAGGAAUUGACUUAUAUGCACUCAGAGGGUAUCUUGGCUGGUGAAUUGAAACAUGGGCCACUGGCUUUGGUAGACAAAGCUAUGCCUGUCAUUAUGAUUAUAACAAGGGACAACCUGUAUCCUAAAUGCAUGAAUGCAUUGCAGCAGGUUAAGGCCAGACAUGGUCAACCAGUGGUUAUUUGCAACGAAGGUGAUGAAGAAACAAUAAGGAUGGCAUACAAAUGUCUUGAAGUGCCUUUAACAGUGGACUGUUUACAGGGGAUUAUCUCAGUUAUCCCCCUGCAGCUCGUGUCGUACCACAUUGCUACCUUAAGGAACCUGGAUGUCGAUUGCCCAAGAAACUUGGCUAAAUCUGUGACAGUGGAGUGAGUGAUUGAACAUCCAGGGGGUCUUCUUGAGGUACAUACAUCCUAAGGACAGUGUAUUACAAUUUGGACAUACACUGGAAUUAUCAAGAACAAGGCCGACAACUCCCAAGUUCACAGACCAGCUGGAAUGAUGAAGUGUUAUUCUAACUAAAGUGUGAUCAUGAAAAGACAUUAUUUUAGACCAUAUUUUUUUUCAUUAAUGUAUUUACUAGUCAAAUAGUCUGACACUUGAUGCUUGUAAAAAUAUAGCUAGAAAAAUCACUUUUUGUAGUCUGUAAGAAUAAAAUUUGAUGAAUUUGAAAAAUGAAAUUUACAUGGGCAUAAAUAUUUUCUUUCAUACAGGCAGCAGGUGAAUAUGGUCUUUUUAUUGUGUAUAAACUUUAUGCCCCUGAAAAAAAAAGCUAUGCACAAAAAAAAUUGGUGUGUGUGCAAAUCUCUAGAAAACCAUCGCAUUUUCAAUCAGUGUACAGGCAGAUGGAUAAAUUCAUUUGUCCAUUAUCUUAAUUGUAAUUUAAUAUAUAUUUUAUCCAAGGAAGGGUUUGACAAUUUACCAUAUAUUAGAAUCUUAGUUUUAGAUAACAUAAUUAAAGUUACCUUAGUUUAGUUGGUGUUGCUAUACCAUAUAUUAAAAAAAA
This is a messenger RNA of Lingula anatina, 2853 nucleotides long. Its product is annotated as glutamine--fructose-6-phosphate aminotransferase [isomerizing] 2. The record is from RefSeq and is a predicted model, not a curated record. Gene Ontology annotation, molecular function: L-glutamine:D-fructose-6-phosphate transaminase (isomerizing) activity; carbohydrate derivative binding. Gene Ontology annotation, biological process: protein N-linked glycosylation; carbohydrate derivative biosynthetic process; UDP-N-acetylglucosamine metabolic process. NCBI's taxonomy places the organism in Eukaryota, Metazoa, Brachiopoda, Lingulata, Lingulida, Lingulidae.